GUCGGCCAAUCAGAAACAGCCUCAUUGACUGUGCGUAUGACGUAGCCCUGGUAGCUCGCUAUCUGGACUGCUAACCAAGCUAACAAGAUGGAUUCUCCCAUACUGGAACCAUCCUUAUACACUGUUAAAGCAGUUCUGAUUCUGGACAACGAUGGAGACAGGCUUUACGCCAAGUAUUAUGAUGACACAUACCCGACAGUGAAGGAACAGAAGGCGUUUGAGAAGAACAUAUUCAACAAAACACACAGGACAGACAGUGAGAUCGCUUUACUCGAGGGUCUUACUGUUGUUUACAAGAGCAACAUAGACCUCUUCUUUUAUGUGAUUGGAAGCUCACAUGAAAAUGAGCUCAUGCUCAUGGCUGUUCUAAAUUGCCUUUUUGAUUCGCUCAGUCAGAUGUUGAGGAAAAAUGUUGAGAGGAGGGCGUUGUUGGAGAAUAUGGAGGGACUCUUCUUGGCAGUGGAUGAGAUUGUGGACGGAGGGGUGAUCCUAGAGAGUGACCCGCAACAAGUUGUGCACCGUGUGGCUCUCAGAGGGGAUGAUGUGCCUUUGACAGAGCAGACGGUCACCCAGGUUCUUCAGUCUGCCAAAGAACAGAUCAAGUGGUCGCUUCUACGAUAGAGUCACCCGAGCACCAGUCUACCAGUGAGCCGCUGUUCAGCCCAGUCUUCACGGCACUGAUCUUUUUCCCUUUUCCACUUCUUUAUUCAAAGCUGUGAGGAGUACCACUGGCAGAUCCAGUCACACUCCCAGAACUACUCCUUUAUAUGGUUUAAUUUUCCAAUUCCUUUAUUUUCUUCGUGCAUUCUAUGACAUAAUCCACUUGAUGAUAAGAUAUGGUGUACAUUCCAGUUUCAGGCUUGCCUGUUUUGUUAUAUUUGUUUUUUAAUUACAGAACCUGGGUGCUUCUUAAUCCAGUUUAUUAUGCUGUAAAACUCUGCGACAACAUUCCUUGUAUCCCCAGGAACAAGAAUUGUAUCCGAUUUGAUAUCUAUCUGUCACCUCCUCCAGAUCACUGCAGUGGGUAUCAUGGCUUUAUCUCCGUCACUCAGUAUACAUGAAUAUUGUUCUUAAAAAGUGUACAAGUAGUACUCUAGUCAAACCACUGAUCACAGGUUCUACUGCAUUGACUUUGUCCGGAGAUCUUCCAUCAUCAGAUAUUAUUAAUAAAUGUUUAUUGACACUG
Molecule: messenger RNA, 1186 nt
Organism: Paralichthys olivaceus (Japanese flounder)
Lineage: Eukaryota; Metazoa; Chordata; Actinopteri; Pleuronectiformes; Paralichthyidae
Gene: copz1
Product: COPI coat complex subunit zeta 1
Biological process (GO): retrograde vesicle-mediated transport, Golgi to endoplasmic reticulum; intra-Golgi vesicle-mediated transport; intracellular protein transport
Cellular component (GO): COPI vesicle coat
Source: RefSeq, a predicted model, not a curated record